AUGUCUGGGGAGGGAUUCAGCUACAAAGCCGGUAAGUACCCUAAUAAACCCGGUAAGUACCCUAGCACCUCUUUGCUCGAGACCAACUGUGCAUACUUAUGUCCUAGUGACUAUGCUGCAGUUCUUGGCAACGAGAAGUCUGAUAACGUCUACCUUGAGAGGAACGGCCACGUCGUCCUAGUGAGACCAGGAAAGGACAUCGGAUCAGCUACAGCCCACCAUGACCCCGUGCCCAAGGUUCCUCAGGGUGUGAUCCUCCUAUCACCGUUUCAUGAGACAAAGUGGGCGCCUUUGGACAAUACUCCCAUCACUGUGUCACGGUCCAAGUUUGACGCUACUGCCAGGGCCAUCGCUGUGGUAUUCAUGAUCAAGCCAAUGGUUAAACAACAAAAGCCGGUAACCAUAAGCACGGCAAAUCUCAACGCCCGUAUUACAGAGAAAUUUGUCCACCUCCCUCUCGCUAUCGGUCAGGACCUUGCCAUUAGUGACGGUUCUGACUUCUUCAUCUUGAUGGUUGUUGGCAUGUUUGGCGACAACAGGGAGAUAGUGAGCGACGAGACCACGCUUACUUUCUGUACCGAUACUGCAACAAUCUUCCAGACUCAAAUAAAGGAAAUAGAGCUCACCGGGGAGUACGCAAUCGCAGAAGUCUCUGCGGUGGCUAAGGCGCUGAUGAAUCUCAUCAGCGACACGUCUGAGAAGAAUGAGCAGGGGGGCAUAAUCAACGCAGAAAGCUUAGGAAUAGGGGGCCUUAAUAAGCAGUUUAAGGACAUAUUUAGGCGCGCGUUCAUGUCACGAAUAUUUCCACCGGACAAGUUAGCAAAGCUUGGCCAGACACACGUCAAGGGUCUCCUUUUGUACGGACCACCUGGAACAGGAAAAACGUUGACAGCCAGGAAGAUUGGCGAGUUGCUGAACGCGCGGCCUCCAAAGAUGGUUUCCGGUUCAGAGCUUCUAGAUAAGUACAUUGGUGGGUCGGAGCAGAAGGUGCGCGAUCUGUUCAGCGACGCGUUUAAGGAGUGGAAAGAGCGCGAGAAUGCAUCCGAGCUCCACAUAAUCAUUAUCGACGAGCUUGAUGCAGUAUGCAAGCAACGAGGCAGCAAGUCGGACAACACUGGAACAAUGGACAGCCUGGUUAACCAGCUACUUGCGAUGAUGGACGGGCCCGACGCGCUUGGUAACGUGCUCGUGGUUGGUAUGACCAACAGGAAAGAGCUUCUGGACGAGGCUCUGAUGCGUCCCGGCCGCUUUGAAGUGCACCUGGAGAUUGGUCUUCCCGACUGCAGAGGAAGAGAGCAGAUUCUGAGGAUCCACACUAAAAACCUGGUUGCUGCCAAGUCUCUUGCAAGCGAUGUCAAUAUCGCACACCUCGCUGAGUGCACUCCUAAUUUCUCUGGCGCUGAACUGGCAGGUCUUGUUAGGUCUGCUACAUCCUUUGCCAUGGAGCGUGCUAUUGAGAAAACAAAGUCGGUGGGUCCUAACAAGUUACUCUAUUUGGACAUGAUUGGCGUCCAAGUGGAGGCAAAGGAUUUUGAAAGGGCCCUGGGGGAGGUUAAAGCAGGAUACGGCCAGGCAGACCGCACGCUGCUAGAUGCUGCAGCGCCUCUAGGUAUCCUCAAGGCUACCGGCUACGAGUCUGUCGUCCAGCAGGCUGUGUCUUUUGGAGAGGCUGUCCUAAACAGCAGUAUUACCACCGGCGCUAUGCUGCUUGCAGCGCCUGCAACUGGAACUGGUUGUACAGCUCUAUGCUCUGUUAUUGCGAAGAGGCUUGGAUGUGAGUUUGUUCGAAUUAUCUCUGCAGAGCAGCUUGUUAUGAGGACUUCGACAGAGUAUGGACGUGCGGACCUUAUAUGUCAAAUCUUUGAGGCAGCCUACAGGGUCCCGCGCGCUCUAAUAAUUCUGGAUGGCAUAGAGUCCAUCAUACAGUAUACGCCCAUUGGCUUCCGAUUCUCCAGUACUGUCCUUCAGACCCUCACUGCUCUUAUUCGUAGACCAACCCAGCCUGAUCACCGACUCGUUGUCCUCGGCACUACUACGCACUUGAAAGCAAUGAGCGACGUUGGGUUUGCAGGCGUUUUCAAUCAGGUUUGCAACAUUCCAUCCCUCACCCCCGACCAAGCCCUCUGCGCGCUCUGUGAAUACGCCACUGUUGCCCUCGAUCUAGAGGAAAAGCGAAACGCUGCCCACCAAGUUAGCGUGAGAUACUAUCUCCAACCCAAUCCCGUCGAGUAUGAGGCGUAUGCUGUAUACAAGCUCUUUUUGGAGAGGCAAAAGCGACGUAUUCCUAUCACGAUCCGUAGCGUGCUAUUUGCUUAUGAACUAGCGAAGACCGCUGUUCGAAAAGAUGCGCUCUCUCGUAACCCCAAUGCGCAACAGGCCGUGAUCACCGACUCCGUAAUGGCCAGGACAUUAAAUGCAACGCUACUCUGA
This is a messenger RNA of Giardia duodenalis, 2430 nucleotides long. RefSeq names its product Vesicle-fusing ATPase. Gene Ontology annotation, molecular function: ATP binding; ATP hydrolysis activity. Bases 1 to 2430 code for a protein of 809 amino acids. The record is from RefSeq and is a predicted model, not a curated record. Gene Ontology annotation, cellular component: Golgi stack. NCBI's taxonomy places the organism in Eukaryota, Fornicata, Diplomonadida, Hexamitidae. The transcript has a single exon. Gene Ontology annotation, biological process: SNARE complex disassembly; Golgi to plasma membrane protein transport; intra-Golgi vesicle-mediated transport.